AUGGCAACGCCUGCAUGCCUCCUGCUCACCCUCAUCCUCACCGGCGUCCAAUCCCAUUACGAAUAUCCUACCCUCCUUGACGACAAGCGGCUCGAACACCUCCUCCUCGCUGGCAAACAGAUCCUCUACAAGUCACAUCAAGAAAGCGACGUCCGACAAGCACUCGGCUUCUCGUCCAAAGUCUGGGCUGGCCUCACCGCAGUCUUCAAGGCGGCUGUACCGGUGCUCGAGGGCAAGAGUUUUGCGAGGUCACAGCGCGAUGAUGCUACAAAUGGCGGCGAUGUCGAGAAUGGCGAGCCGCUGAGCAAUAGUUCGUCAGAUCUGAUCGCCUCGAACUAUCUGAGCUUGGUCAAGGACAUCGAGAGACUAAAUGAUCUGUGUACAAUAGCGAGGAACUUGCUAGCGACGACGAAACGAGCACAAAAUCUGGCAGCGGAAGAAGGCUUCGACCAGCAAGUGUUGGCUCUUAUCAAUGUCUGCGUCAAGGUCACCGCCAGAGGCUUCGAUGGCGAAGGCGGCAAUGUACGCAGCGAGGAGCGCUGGGGAAAGGUUGUCAACCUUUACAAGAGAUUGUUGAUCACAUGUUUGCAGUUCUUGCACAACUUCAUUAUGCAUAACGAGCAGAGAAAGCUGGUGCUGUGGUUGGACCUAUUCGGAGUGGCUGCGAAGAAUAAGAUUGCUGAAGCUGAGGCGGCCAGAGCUCGACUUCCGACUACCGAAGCAGCGAAUGCGCAGGCGAAUGGCGAUGCUGCAGCGACACAACAACCACAAGCGAACACUCUCGAGAUCGAGGUCACAGUCGAAGGCGGAGAGAACGUCGGUGAGGACGAAGACGUUCGCGAUCGCGUCUCGGUCGCAAUGGAGAGAUUGCAGCAGAUGGCCAAUAGCAACCUUCUACCAAGCGACAUGGCUGCCGGACUCGGCUACAGCAUGGACGACGUACACGCACUCUUCGAUAUGAUGAGCACAGAGGACGGAGCGACUGCGACUGCACAAAACAACGCUCGGCUACUGAUGAAUAAGAUUAAACAUGAUAUGGAGCGCCUGUCUGAGCUCCCAGGACCACCAGACAGCAGCUCAGAUCCUAGUCUGAAAGUCAGCGAAGCCGUGAGGGCGCAAGUGCCCAACAAAGAGCUGCCUCCCUCCGUCGAGCAGGCCAUCAGAAACGCCGCCAUGAACAUACAACGUGGCCAAAAGAUGUGGGACGGUGCUUUUGAUGCUUCCUCAGUCGGCAUGGCACCCGUCAAGAACGACGAGAUACUCGAGCAAGACUUGCAGAUGCCUCGUUCCGCUCAGUCCGCCGCCGAGACCCUGCAAGAAGCCAAAGACGAGUUGAUGGCUCGACUUCAAGAUCCUCCAUCCGCACUCGACGACGAAGAGGACCUCUAUGACGACGAUGCGACAGCUUCGGGCAUUGUUGAGAAUGGUCACGAGUCCGGUGAAGAAAUAUCUGAUCCAGAGGAGGAUGAGCUUGACGAUGAAGAUGAAGACGAUGCUUCGGAUACCUCGUACCGGCCGUCCAACGACCAGGAGCGCGGUUUACUCACCGAUGUGCCUCUCGUCCUAGGGCCGACCGAGAUUGAGGCCCUCCCCAUGAUCAUCCAAGCUGGUAUCGUUGACAACUUCGGUACAAAUACCAAGAACAGCACUCCACAACACACCGCACAAGAACGACAAAACAUUCGCAACAUGCAGUCGGUCCGCUGUCACAUCUUGCUCGCGCAGGAAGCUGGCCGAAAUGUGCUGCGUGAGCUUCUCAUCUUCAUCGCAGCCUGGGACCUGCCGGACGAUGAAUUCUACUUCAAGAUGAUGGUACAGAUCAUGGAGGCGAUUCUCAAGAAUGGGCUGAUGAGCCAUGCAUAUGCGGACUUCGGACAGGCAAAGGACAUAAUAAGUCCUGCGCAGGCGGUGGUGGUCAAGAUUCUGACACAUAUCUAUCGGAGCAAGUACAGUCCUGCAAGCGCCCAAGCGGAGCGAAACCGAGGAAAUAUGCGACCUGGAGCGGAUGCGAAUGACUUGCAGGCUCAAUUCAAGGGUCUGAAGGCUCCGGCGGCGCUCACUCGUGUUGACGUUCUGACUGUGCGCUACAUUUUCACCGUGUUCCGUGGCAAUAUUGUACCAGAAACAUGCGCGUUGAUCUACCUGCAGGGUCAGAUCCGGCAAGGACUGGCGCUGGCGGAAGACUUCCCGUUGAAUCUGUGGGAUAUGGAACGAGUCUACGAAGGCGUGUACCAGUUCCUGGAGUUCUUCGCGGUCCUCACGGAGAACAACGACUGGAAUCGGCUCCUGGUAGACUGGGAGAUCGUGUAUGAUCUUGUCACACUGAUCAAAGAGCUUGAGGGCGCUGUGGCGAAGGUCAAUCCGUUGACUGUUGCAGCUAAAGCCAAAUCAGGCGAAAAUGAGAUGCCGCCCCCAGCGCUUCCGGCGGAACCAGAGCCCGCCUCAACAGUGCCUGUCGCUGUUGAACGACCUUACAGCCUUUCACCUUCGCCCUCUCCACCUCCGCCGCUGCCAACUCAUGCAACGACUAACGGCACAAUGCAGCAACCGAAUAACAACCACAACAUUUCUCCUCCACCCCUCGCUGCCCCGCCGCCACCUCAGCCUCCGCUACCCGAAGACCCAUCAACAUUCCCAUGGCGUAACCUCAAGAAGCUCAUCAUCCUCGUCCUCUCGUCCCUAGUCUGGAAGUCGCGCCACGUUCAAGACCAGAUUCGCGAGACCGGCGGCGUCGACGUCAUCCUCAACUGUACGGUGCAUGACGCCAACAAUCCGUACAUCAGGGAGCACGCUGUGAUGUGUCUGAAGUUUCUGCUCGAGGGGAACGAGGUCAAUCAGGCUUUGGUGAGAGAACUGGAGAAGGAAGGUGGUGUCAAUGGGCAUGCAGGUUGGGAUAAGGAUCAGGAAGGGUGGGUUGGGGGGUAUAACAAGGCGGCGGAGGAUGUGGUGAGACGAGGAGGAGUUCGGGGCAGGGCCGUUAGUGAAGGUGCCAUGCCGGCCGGAGGUGUGCCCGGACGUGUUGCUGGAAACGGCGGUCAAGUUGGGAGCGUUUUGGAGGAGGUUGAUUAA
This is a messenger RNA of Cyphellophora attinorum, 3069 nucleotides long. Its product is annotated as Copper transport protein 86. The transcript has a single exon. Lineage: Eukaryota; Fungi; Ascomycota; Eurotiomycetes; Chaetothyriales; Cyphellophoraceae. The record is from RefSeq and is a predicted model, not a curated record. Gene Ontology annotation, cellular component: cytosol. Bases 1 to 3069 code for a protein of 1022 amino acids.